AUGCCGAAAACUGCAAAGAAACAUCACAGGAAAUCAAAUGGUCCCAUUGAAGUGUCAUCGGCAAUCCAUACAGGAUCAUCAGCUAAACUCAAAAAGAAAAUCCGGGAUAUAGAGCGUGCAUUGAAAAAACAUGAAAAAUUACCAGCAGAUAAAAAAAUUGAAUAUGAACGAGCAUUAAAAGGUUUGCAAGUCGAGUUGCAAAACUCUCAGAAAAACUUGAAAGAAAAAGAAAACGCUUCAAAGUAUCAUAUGGUGAGGUUCUUUGAAAGGAAGAAGGCAACCAGAAAACUUAAGCAACUACGGAAACAAUUCGAUGAGAUGCAAAAUACCGCUGAACCAUCGAAAAAAGAGUUAAAGAAACUUAGAAAACAAGUGAAACAUGGAGAAAUUGAUUUAUUAUAUGUGUGUUUAUUCCCUAAAGCAGAGAAAUAUAUUUCACUAUACCCAAGCCAAAGUGCAGAGGACAUCAACGAUCCUAACGUCAAAGCAGGAUUAAGAAAGACCGAGGCAAAGCGACUACAAUUUAGAAAAGAAGUGGAGAAGUUGAUGGAUGAAGGUAAACUACUGUUUACUGUGGAUGAUAUACUCGCAGGAAAGAAAGUAUACCAUGAAUUUUACAAAUCAAGCACCACUGAGAAGGAGAUUGAUGCACCCGCAGCUAAGGAAGAAGGAGAAAAUGGCGAAGAACAAGAUGAUUUCUUUGAAUAA
This is a messenger RNA of Lodderomyces elongisporus, 708 nucleotides long. RefSeq lists its product as uncharacterized. Gene Ontology annotation, biological process: maturation of SSU-rRNA from tricistronic rRNA transcript (SSU-rRNA, 5.8S rRNA, LSU-rRNA). Gene Ontology annotation, cellular component: nucleolus; preribosome, small subunit precursor. The record is from RefSeq and is a predicted model, not a curated record. The transcript has a single exon. Lineage: Eukaryota; Fungi; Ascomycota; Pichiomycetes; Serinales; Debaryomycetaceae. The coding region runs from base 1 to 708 and encodes 235 amino acids.